Messenger RNA from Drosophila guanche, 2019 nucleotides. RefSeq lists its product as uncharacterized. Lineage: Eukaryota; Metazoa; Arthropoda; Insecta; Diptera; Drosophilidae. The record is from RefSeq and is a predicted model, not a curated record. The coding region runs from base 216 to 1628 and encodes 470 amino acids. The transcript has 2 exons.
CUUUUGAGUUCAGCUACAUUAGGAAAAUUCGUAUUAAAUCACAUUCACAUGAAAAAACAAAUUUCGUCAUAGUAAAAGCCCGAUAAAAAAACUUUAGGACGCAGCUAAAUUCUCAAUUGCAGUUUACACAACAAUUAACAAAGAUAAUCCGGAAGACACAAAACCAACACUUGUUCAGCAGUUAGCGGGUUAGCAGCAACGCAAUCGCAUCCAUUAUGUCGUACCAGAUCAAGUCGACGCCGUAUUUCCGCCGCAUGUACAACAACAGCAAGCGGAAUGGGCAGCUGCAGCGUUUGCGGGAGGAGUACGAGCGGAUACAGGAGUUCAACGAUCGCACCAUCGAGCUGAAGAUGCGCCAGGUGAGGCUGAAGCGGCUCUUCCGCGAGAUCGAGGAAAUCAAGGAGGGGCCAGUACCAUUGACCAAUGGAAACGGCGCAGGUCCUCUGGUGUCUGGCCCGAUCGCGUGCAACGCUGGCACCUCCACCGCCACGACCAGGGCCAUGCAGCGACGCCGUCGACAGGAGCUAGUGGCGCCAACGGUCGAGCAGCAGCAGUACCUGCAGCGCCUGGACACGCUGGCACGUGCCAAGGAACUGGGGAAGGAGAUCUCGCGCCGCAAUGCCGAGUUGGCCGAGGCCGGUGCGGGCCACAGCCUGCGCAGUGAUCUGCGGCUGACCACCAAAAUGCAGGCGGCCGCCGAUGCGAAGCGUGCGGCAGCGGACAGACGGGAGCGGGCCGCCAAGCGCAUCAGCUAUGGCAAUGCCCAGUCUAAGCAGAAUCUGCAGCGCAUCGUGAGCAGCCGGCAGCGGCGUCUCUGUGGUGGUGGAUUCACUGGCGCGGGCGCCGCCGCUGCUGGCUCGAUGGACUUCUGCUCCACUGGCAGCUCCGGCCAGCAGGAGCCAGCGGCGGCCAUCAACAUGUCACGGCUGCAGCGUCCGGAUCUGACCAAGAAGGCCAUGCUCAAGCAGCGUCUUAACUACGGCAACUCGCGCUCCUGCAACAACAUGAGGCGUCAAUGCCGCCACAAGCAAGCCCAAGGCCAAUCCCAUGGCCAGGGGCAGGGUUCUGUUAAGUUCUCCAGCCAGAUGAAUCUCCUGGCCGGCUUCGAUGAGGAGGCUGAGGGCGAUGGUGAUGAUGAUGAUGAGGAGCAGCAGGGGCUGGAGCUACAGAGCGAGUCAUCUGGUCACCAUGGCCAUGGCCACAUGCUGGCCCCUUAUACGCUCAGCAGCGGGGCCCCCACCGCGAUGGAGGACCAGGGGCCACCAGCCACAUCAUCUGAAGAGCAAGAUGACUUGGAGACCGAUAUGAGCACAGCCCCGCAGGCAUCUACAUCUCAGGCAACCACCACAAUUCCGGCACAGCAAGUGGCAAUGAUCCAGGAGGAUGCGGUGUCCAACACCAACAACAAGAACAGCUGGCUCCGCAUCUCCCAGGCUCUGCCGUGGUUCAAGGCCUUCCCCAGACUCCUGGACGGCACCCUGCCUGUCUGCGCCAGCGAGAGCAUCUCGUCCAGCAGCAGCUACGAUGAUCUGGAUAUCCCUGCCCCCACUCCCACCGUUUUCCAGCAGCAGCAGCAGCAUCAGGAGUUCCACCUGCCACCCUUCAGAUUCCGUAAAACAAACCAUUAAAAGCUGCCGGACCCAGCGAUGAAGCAACAAAGCGAAAACAGAAGCAAUUAGAAACAAACCAAAAUUUAAGUGAGAUUCCAGUCCACAUUUAGAAUCAGAUCCCACCCAAAGGGACACAGGCGGCUACAAUUCUUCUUUUUUGAAACCCCCCAAAAAGAGAGAGAGAAAGAGCAGAGGCAAAAAAUUGCAAUUGUAACUCCCGAGACGUCAAUUAACCUGCCCAAUGGCGGAACGGACACGUGUCCACGAGGGCACCAGCCCAAAAUGGAAUCACGACUACAGGCGGAACACAACUACAGACAGACAGAAACAGAGAGAAGGAAGAGAAUCAGAGAUAAUAUAUUCACAUUUAUAUUUCUUUUUGGGUGAUUAAAAAUAAGUCGGAGCAACA